GUGAGUCAUCAUCAUCAUCCUCCUCCUCAGCGAGCUACAUUUUCCGGAAAACUUCAUUCAGUCGUCCAUUCCAGGGUGAGGAGGAGUCGACGCCGAUCGGAUCAACCGCGAACCUCCGUCUAAGUAGUGGCCAAGAACCGAGCACAAUGAGGAGUGGCGUGGCUUUGACUACGCUGGUUCUGUUGGGCCUCGUUUGCAGCCAGGACGUCCUGCCAGGCGUUCACAUCUUCUGCGACGACCCGUCUGUCGAGAAGGCCGUUGCCAGCGCUCUACACAUUUUCAAUGACAGGCAGAGCACAAGCUUCAAGUUGGCCCUCUACCAGAUAUUAACGGCCACCAAGUCAGAGAACGGCUCGGAAUCUUUCUACUCGCUGCAUUUUUCGAGCAGGUUUACCGACUGCCCGUCAGGAAGUCCAAGACCUCACACAGAUUGCAACUAUGACCCGUAUGGGCGCCAAGUGCCUUUAUUCUGCAAUGCCACAGUGGCCAUGACAGAGACUGAAGCUCACACGAAACAGGUGCACUGUCUGCUCGAUGACCACAUCAUGCCAGAAAGAGCUUCCUGUCUGGGCUGCCCGAUCGAGAUUGACGAGAACUCCGAGGACAUUAAAGUUCCUCUCUCCUCCUCCAUCUCCAAGUACAACUCCGUCUCAAACUCCACACACCUGUUUAGUCUGAACAACGUCGGACGCGCAACAAGACAGGUGGUGGCGGGUUUCAGAUUUAAACUGCAAUUUGACAUGAGGAAGACCACGUGUGCAAAGGCUGAACACAGCGAACUCAGUGACCUCUGCGUGCACGACGACGAGGCGACGGAGUUCGUCCAUUGUGAUUCCACAGUGGACGUCGCGCCAUGGAGACAUGUGCUCCCUCAGGCCAAUAUAGACUGCGCGGACGGUCCUCUGCCUCCUCAGCGUUCUAGUCGGCGCCUGCCUCCCGGCUGGACCCCGUUUAGGGACGCGAAAAGAGAAAAUCCCGUCCGCGCAUCGCUAGCACCAGACAAAGAGGAAUCAUCGGAGGAGGAAACGCCAAGCGCAUCUCCCACUGCCCCAACGGCUGAAGGUGCAAAUGACAACCCCUUCCCCUUCCACUGCCCAUCCAAGCCAUGGAAGGAAUUCCACCCCGCCCAUCCUGCCGCUCCCGCCCCGGAUGGCACAGCUGCGCCUCCCACAAUUAGGCCUCUCCGUGAUGAAGACCUUCUGGUGUGAAGACGUUUGAUUCCAAAUCAUCUCUUGGAUCCUGCCCCCCCCCCCCCAGCCGAUAUCGAGCUGUUCAGCAAAAAAAUCUCCACUUCGCCACAAAGAGGACUGCAAACGUGAAAUCGAGAGAGGGUUUGAUUCCAAUUAGGAGUGAAAGAGUUGAUCGCAGUCCACUGAAUCCAUUAAAAUGAUCAAUCUUUGUAUAUAUAAUACAAGGCAACACCGUACACGUUCAAAUCACGGCCGAGUGGCCACCGUAGUGCGGAAAUGUUGAGAUUUCCAAGUUGACCGAUAUGGAGAAAAUAAAGUUGUUUUGACUUUUCUUUCCGGGCAAUGGUAUUUCUCAAUGGAAUAAAAAUUCAAUUCAGA
Molecule: messenger RNA, 1568 nt
Organism: Hippocampus zosterae (dwarf seahorse)
Lineage: Eukaryota; Metazoa; Chordata; Actinopteri; Syngnathiformes; Syngnathidae
Gene: kng1
Product: kininogen 1
Exons: 9
Coding region: 147-1208 (353 amino acids)
Biological process (GO): negative regulation of blood coagulation; negative regulation of endopeptidase activity; positive regulation of cytosolic calcium ion concentration
Cellular component (GO): blood microparticle; extracellular region
Molecular function (GO): cysteine-type endopeptidase inhibitor activity
Source: RefSeq, a predicted model, not a curated record